AGAUUCUCGAAACCAUGUAGAGUGGUCCAGCUAAGCUAUAUUACCUCUAUUACCUCUCAACUUUUCUAUAUAGUUUGUUUGUAAAGGGGGGUGGUAGAUCUCAUGUGGGCUUUUAGUAUUUAAGAAGGUGCCGCACACCUCCCCUUCUACAAGGAGGCCUCUCUCUCUUUCUCUCUUUCUCGCUCUCUCUCUCUCUGAAAAAAUAUAUUGGUAGCAGGCCCACUUUGUUAAUUUUUUAACACCUAGUCUGCUGCAUUAGUUUCUGUUCCUUAUACCAGAGGAAGUUGGAAUAAUUCAGGAGUUUAGACAAAUUUUCAGACAUAGAAGAUGGUGAAGAUCUGCUGUCUUGGAGCCGGCUACGUUGGCGGCCCCACUAUGGCCGUUAUUGCCCUGAAAUGUCCAGCCAUCGAGGUGGUCGUUGUUGACAUAUCCACUACCCGCAUUUCCGCAUGGAACAGUGAUCAGCUCCCUAUCUACGAGCCGGGCCUUGACGAUGUGGUCAAGCAAUGCCGAGGUCGGAACCUCUUCUUUAGCACUGACAUUGAGAAGCACGUAUCGGAGGCUGAUAUCAUCUUCGUAUCGGUCAACACUCCUACUAAAACCCGUGGCCUCGGUGCUGGCAAGGCUGCGGACCUCACCUACUGGGAGAGUGCGGCGCGCAUGAUCGCUGAUGUAUCAAAGUCUGACAAGAUUGUUGUCGAGAAAUCCACAGUGCCUGUCAAGACUGCCGAGGCCAUAGAGAAGAUUCUGACUCAUAAUAACAAUAAGGGGAUCAACUUCCAAAUCCUCUCGAACCCGGAGUUCCUUGCAGAGGGCACCGCCAUUCAAGACCUAUUCAAACCGGAUCGUGUACUUAUAGGUGGACGGGAAACACCAGAGGGCUGCAAAGCUGUUGAAUUAUUGAAAUCAGUGUAUGCCAACUGGGUUCCGGAGGAUCAGAUUAUUACGACCAAUUUAUGGUCUGCGGAGCUCUCUAAGCUCGCGGCCAAUGCCUUCCUGGCCCAGAGGAUCUCCUCAGUGAAUGCCAUCUCCGCGCUUUGCGAGGCCACUGGUGCUGAUGUGGCGGAGGUGGCCUACUCUGUGGGGAAGGACUCUCGGAUUGGGCCCAAGUUCUUGAACGCUAGCGUUGGAUUUGGCGGCUCGUGCUUCCAAAAGGACAUCCUGAACCUCAUCUACAUCUGCGAAUGCAAUGGCCUACCGGAGGUGGCCGACUACUGGAAGCAGGUAAUCAAGAUCAACGACUACCAGAAGAGCCGCUUCGUGAACCGUCUCGUGUCGUCCAUGUUCAACACCGUCGCAGGGAAGAAGAUCGCUGUGCUAGGGUUUGCAUUCAAGAAGGACACGGGAGAUACAAGAGAGACCCCCGCUAUCGAUGUUUGCAAAGGGCUCUUAGGGGACAAGGCUAAGAUUAGCAUAUACGAUCCACAAGUGACCGAGGAUCAGAUUCAGCGCGACCUCGCAAUGAAUAAAUUCGACUGGGACCAUCCGAUCCAUCUCCAGCCGAUGAGCCCGACGGCCGUGAAGGAGGCGAGCGUGGAGUGGGACGCAUACGAGGCCACCAAGGGGGCGCACGGGGUCUGCAUACUGACCGAAUGGGACGAGUUCAAGAAGCUCGACUAUGAGAAGAUCUACGAGAACAUGCAGAAACCAGCAUUUAUAUUCGACGGACGCAAUGUGGUGGACCCCGAGAAGCUUCGGAAAAUCGGGUUCAUCGUUUACUCCAUCGGGAAGCCGCUCGAUGCUUGGCUUAAGGACAUGCCUGCUGUCGCCUAAGUUAGAGCUAUUCUCGGAAUCUCACAGGAAUCAUCAUACUAGCUACUCAAGCUAGUAAGUUUAGUUUGAGAUUUUCUUUCACACUUGUUGGUUAUUUUUUCUUAAUGUUCUAUGUUAUUUUUCUAAUUAUCAUUUGUAUUCUUCUUGUCCCUGCUUCUUUUGUUCCAAUUAUACUUUAUAUGGAGUGUCUUUUGUUGCUUCUCAGGUAUGUAUAUGUAAUUCACAUUGUUUCUUCCUCUGUAAAUGUUCUGGUAAUUGAUCAUGGUUCAAGAGAUUAGUACC
Messenger RNA from Ananas comosus (pineapple), 2055 nucleotides. RefSeq names its product UDP-glucose 6-dehydrogenase 4-like. Gene Ontology annotation, molecular function: NAD binding; UDP-glucose 6-dehydrogenase activity. NCBI's taxonomy places the organism in Eukaryota, Viridiplantae, Streptophyta, Magnoliopsida, Poales, Bromeliaceae. The record is from RefSeq and is a predicted model, not a curated record. Gene Ontology annotation, cellular component: cytosol; nucleus. The transcript has 2 exons. Bases 328 to 1773 code for a protein of 481 amino acids. Gene Ontology annotation, biological process: glycosaminoglycan biosynthetic process.